AUGACCGGACACGGAGAAACUAAGGGCGGCAAUGCCACGUCCAACCCAAGUGUGACGGCGGUCACUGCACUCUCGCGAGGCGAUCUCGAGGAAUACAUCCCUGACAACAUUUUUGCCCGAAUCACAUCUGCCCCUCCAGAGACGCAGAAUCAGGACGCGCAGAGUGACCCCACACGCUCGAUGAGCCUUGAGGAGCUUGACCAGUUCAUGGCGGCAGUGACCCCUGCGAAGGCACUUGAUCAGCUCAUCUAG
Messenger RNA from Parascedosporium putredinis, 252 nucleotides. The record is from the annotation of a GenBank genome assembly. Lineage: Eukaryota; Fungi; Ascomycota; Sordariomycetes; Microascales; Microascaceae.